CUCCAACGAAUCAUAGUGUGAAGAUGAAGCAGAUGAUGAAGACAUUUGCUGCUCUGGGUAUGCUGCUCCUCCUGGCGGGCAUGGGCAGUGCCGCCUCGUGCGAGUACUCUUACGACGCUCCGGAGGAGUGGGGCACUGUCUGCAAUGCGCCGCUCUGCAACCAGACCAUGGGCGCCCAGUCGCCAAUCGACCUUAUGCCGACGGCGACAGUUGCUACUGCUGCCGCCAUUCAUCCUAUCUACGGAAGUGCUUCUGGGCUUGAGGUCGAGAACAAGGGCCACACCAUCCAGGUCUCCUACAACGCCUCGACCAUGUUCCGCAUCGAGUCAACGGCGCUCGGCGCCACCCGCAAGGUCCUUCAGCUCCACUUCCACACUCCUUCCGAGCACACUGUCAACGGCAUGCACUACCCGCUGGAGAUGCAUGUGGUCCAUGCCGAUGCUUCCAACAACCUCGCCGUGCUCGGCAUUUUCUUUGAGACCUCGUCCAUGACCUCGCCGCUGCUGCAGUCGGUUGUGGCCAACGCUGACGAUCUUGCCGCCAAGGGCGACAAGGCCAUGGCCUCGCUCGACCUCACCGAGGUUUCCAAGGCCGGCCUCUCGUACUGGUCGUACCCUGGCUCGCUCACCACCCCGCCGUGCUCCGAGGGUGUCUCGUGGAUGGUCCUCCAGUCGCCGCUCAAGGCGAGCCAGGCCCAGAUCGACGCCAUCGAGGCCAUCAUCGGCAAGUCCAACCGCCCCACGCAGCCGCUGGCCGGCCGCUCGGUCUCCUCUUACCGCGCCCCGGCUGCCGCCGCCAUGUCGUCGAAUUCCAUGGCUGCCGCCAUGGCUGCCGACUCGGACGACGACGACUCGUCGGCUACCGCCGGCGCCGCGCUCUCUGGCGUCAACCUUGCCCUGCUGGUCAUCAUGAUGACUGGCCUCACCGUUGCCGUUGUGGUCUUUGGCAUUCGCCUGCAAUACAUCACCCGCCUGCUCCUUUCCCUCGGUGCCGAGGUCGAGACUGCCAAGCCGGCUGCCGCCAAGAAGAGCAAGGGCAAGGGCAAGAAGAAGGGCACUCUGUUCUGGUCCGACUCGACCGACACCGACGAGGCCACCGAUGCCCGCACCGGCCUCUCGUACGACGAGUCCGACGAGGAGUCGUCGUGAGUCGCACGCGAUCCUGAUGUAAACACACCUUCGUUUUGC
Messenger RNA from Thecamonas trahens ATCC 50062, 1187 nucleotides. RefSeq names its product carbonic anhydrase. Gene Ontology annotation, molecular function: carbonate dehydratase activity; zinc ion binding. The record is from RefSeq and is a predicted model, not a curated record. The transcript has a single exon. NCBI's taxonomy places the organism in Eukaryota, Apusomonadida, Apusomonadidae. The coding region runs from base 24 to 1148 and encodes 374 amino acids.